CAGCGGAAGUCAGAAUAGUUGCAAGGUUUUCGUAGGGGCGAACACAGGACAAAAAUAGUGGAAAAUUCGUCGCGGUUCAUCGAUACAACCCCUUUCUUUACCUUAUGGCUUCCAGUUCCAACAUAGAUAUAGAAGGCGCAACCCAGCAUCUUCGAGACAUCUUGAAAUUGGAUCGACCCAAUAAUUCCGCCGAGGGCGCUGCAAGUGAGAGCCAGAGGACCUCUGUUAAUGGAGAGUUAAACGGACUUCUGGGGGCUGACCUUAUUGGUGCAGGGGUUCAAAGUCCACUGGUGGAACCCUCAGAUCACAACUCAGAUAUGAGCACACCAGAUACUCAAACGAUUUCUUUAUCUGGGGAUGAUUGCUCCACUUGCAUUGCCAUCACUGCUAACAAUGUGGAAAUUGUCGCCAGUCGAGACUCUAGUAUAGAUAGUAAAGCUCGUGGGAGCAAUAAGGUUAAAAUACAGCCAGUAGCAAAAUAUGAUUGGGAGCACAAGUAUUACUACGGAAACUUAAUAGCAGUGUCUAACGCAUACUUGGCAUAUGCCAUUAGAGGUGCCAACAACCAUGCCAUGAUCCGCGUGUUGCGGCUGGGCUCGUCGGAGCGCACGCUGCUGAAAGGCUUCACGGGGGCAGUCACGGACCUGGCCUUUGCCCACCUCGACUCUGCCCUGCUGGGCUGUGUCGACGAGGCCGGCAACAUGUUCAUCUGGCAGCUCACCAGCCACAACAGCAAAAUACAAGACGAAGUGAUCGUGCACAUCCGGAGGCCCGAGGACACGCCACUGAACUCAAACCGCAGGCUGAUCUGGUGUCCCUUUAUCCCUGAGGAUAGUGAUGACAGUCCAGAGGACCCGUGCCAGACCCUGGCCCUACUGCACGAGGACCGGGCUGAGGUUUGGGACCUUGACAUCCUGCGCUCCAGUAACAGUACGUGGCCUGUGGACGCCACCGAUCUUAGAGAGGGCUUCAUCACCAUUAACGGACACACAGCGCGAAUCAGUGAGGGUGCUCUGUCCCCUGAUGGCACCGUCUUGGCCACUGCCAGUCAUGAUGGCUAUGUCAAAUUCUGGCAGAUUUACAUUGAAGGGCAAGACCAACCAAGAUGUCUACACGAGUGGCAGCCCCAUAACGGACGGCCUCUCUCCUGCCUGCUCUUCUGUGACAACCACAAGAAGCAAGACCCAGACAUGCCCUUCUGGAGGUUUCUGAUCACGGGAGCAGACCAGAACCAGGAGCUGAAAAUGUGGUGCACAGUUUCAUGGACCUGCCUCCAGACCAUCAGGUUUAGUCCGGACCCGUUAAACUCCCAUGUCCUGCCUAGUCUGAAGGCCAGCCUGGACCUGUCUGCAGAGUGUCUCAUCCUCACAGACGUGCAGAGAAAGGUGCUGUAUGUGAUGGAGCUCUUCCAGGACCAGGAGAAGGGUCGUGCCAGGUUCACAGCGGUCUCUGAGUUCCUGCUCACACACCCUGUGCUGAGCUUUGGUGUUCAGGAUGUCAGUCAUGCCCGCCUGCGCCACACUGAAGUCCUCCCCCCAGACGAGGAGAGCGAGAGUAUGACGACAGAGGGAAGCCAAGGGCCCCUGGAGUCCAAAUCAGGAAUUCAAAUUAAGCUUUACUGUGUGCACACAAAGUCCCUCCAGGACGUCCAGAUCUGGUUCCAGCCCAACCAGGAUGCUGCUGCCUCUCUCUUCAUGCCGGCUAGCUCCGCCUCCCAGGACGGGUUUGGUUUUGCGGACCCGCUGACGGAUCUGAGUGUGGAGGCGCUGAACUCGGAUAAGGAGUCGGGGGGCAGCGACUUGCAAAGCGACCUGUGCAAGAUGCCCGUUCUCCCGGCACCCGCUGACUUCCUGAGCCCUGCUGGUGCCGCCAUGCCCAAACUUAUGACUCCGGAUGCCUUCCUCACCCCCAGCGCUUCUGUGCCAGCGUCUCCUGGUAGCAGUGCCAGCAGCUUGACUAUAGUGACAGCCGUGAGCAGUUCAGACAGCGGCGCAAGGGCUGUGGAGGACCUCACCCAGAGCCCCAAGCUGGUGACGGACGGAGCCAGCAGCAGCCUGACCCUCAGCGCAAGCACCAACAGCCCGAGGUCCAGCUCCAUCCUCAUCCCAGGCCUGGGAGAAAACCUCCAGGGCUUCUCUCCUCCGCUUGUGCGCUCUCCCUCCCUCCUGCGCGAGGCCUCUCUGCUGUGUGAGGCAGCCCCCUACACUCACGCGCCUCCCCUGCCCUACCCACUGCCCCCUAUGCAGGUACUGCCCUCUCCGAACCCACCCCUCUCCCUGGACCUGCAGGCCAUCGAGCCCAUGCUGCUGCCCCAGGCGUCACCCACCCGGGCCCGCUCCCCGGACGUCAUCUCCUCUGCCUCCACAGCCAUCUCACAGGACAUGCCUGAGAUCGCUUCGGAGACUCUGCAGCGGGGCCUGGCCGGUGCGGCGACGGGCGAGCCGCGCGACCAGCUCCAGGGCCUCCACGCGGACAGCAUGGCGUCGGCUGCCUCAGCCCUGCACCUGCUCUCGCCUCGCAACCGCAAUGGCUCGGAGCAUGUGCUCCUGCCACUGGAGCUCGGAGGGGCAGGCGCCAGCGACGCCGAGCAGAGGCUGGGAACCACGCCGUCGCUACUGGAGACGGCGCUAUCGCAGGAGAACGCCGCCGUGGCUGCCACCUCCUGCUCCGACAGCAGCGCGAACCACAGCUGGCCCGCUGCGCCUGACAUCACCCGCGAGACACGGAACAGCCUGCGCGAUAAUGGCCUGGGAGACUGCUCCAGAGAGGAUCUGAAGGACAGGCACCUGUCUCCUCCCUACCACAGACGCACGUAUCACCUGACCCAGAACGACAGCCAAGAUGCCAGUGCUGAGCAGAGUGACCAUGACGACGAGGUGGCCAGUCUGGCGUCGUCAUCAGGGAACUGCGGUUCUCGGGCUUCUCACAGGCUCCCGGUGAAGGACUGGAAGACCUCGCCUCGUGGCUCCCCCAAACUCAAACGCAAAAGCAAGAAGGAUGAUGGUGAUUCCUCACAAUCCAGACAGGCAGAUCACCAGCUGAGUUCAGAAGUGCAAGAGGAGCUGCUGCUUCUUCUCAGGAGCCAGCAGAGGGAGCUGUCCGAACUGCGGCAGAGCCAACAGGAGCUCCUGCAGAGGGUCACGGGCCACAUGGAUGCUGUGCAGAGCUCCAUCAUGGCCCAUGUCGAGCAUGUCCUACUCACACAACAGGAGCAGGAAGAGAGGCGGAUGGAGCGUCUGUUGGCGGAGGGGCACACGCGCAGCCAGCAGCUCCAGGACCACCUGGCUCAGCAGCUGGCCCACACUCUGGGCACCAUGCUCUCCAGCCGUCUGGACAAGGUGCUGCGCGAGGAGAUGAAGAAAACCGUUCCGCAGACCAUUUCGAAGUGUAUGGAACCUGUGACUGGGCAGAUGAGCAGCACGAUUGCAGCCAAGCUGACCGCAGUGGAGGGAACGCUAAAAGAGAACGUCACCAAAGUGGUCAAGUCUAAGAACACUACGGAUGCGAUGGGACGCGCGGCAGCUGAAGCCAUGCAGGGCCCUAUCCAGGCGGCCUACAAAGACGCCUUCCAGAGCAUCGUGCUCCCUGUGUUUGAGCGCGGCUGCCAGUCCAUGUUCCAGCAGAUCAAUGACAGCUUUAAGCAGGGAACCCAUGAGUAUAUCCAGCAGCUGGAGGCGCAUGUCAAGAACAGGAAGCAGCGUGAGCAGGAUGCACGGGACCCUGUGAUUGCUCAGCUGCAGCAGAUGAUUGACACGCUGCAGACAUCACAAGAUCAGCUGGCCACUACUGUAGCAGCCAGCGUGCGCUCUGAGGUUCAGCACCAGCUCCACCUGAUCGUGGGAAACCUACAGGACUCCAUCCUGACCCAGGUGCAGCGCAUUGUGAAGGGCGAGGUGAGCCUGGCCAUGAAGGAGCAGCAGGCGGCCGUCACCUCCAGCAUCAUGCAGGCCAUGCGUUCGGCGGCGGGCACACCCGUGCCCACUGCCCACCUCGACUUCCAGGCCCAGCAGGCCAGCAUCCUGCAGCUGCUGCAGCAGGGCCAUCUCAACGAGGCCUUCCAGCAGGCCUUGUCUGCGGCUGACCUGAACCUGGUGCUGUACGUGUGCGAGACCAUCGACUCCCAGCAGGUGUUUGGACAGCACCCGUGUCCCCUGCACCAAGCCGUGCUGCUCUCACUCAUUCAACAGCUCUCUACAAGCCUGGCCACACGCACAGACCUCAAGAUCAGCUAUCUGGAGGACGCUGUGAUGAGCCUGGAUCACGGGGACCCAGUCACCAGGGACCACAUGAGCGCCGUGCUGUCGCAGGUGCGACAGAAGCUGUUCCAGUUCUUGCAGCAGGACCCUCACGGCCCGCUGAGCAAGCGAGCCCGUCGCCUCAUGAUGAUGCUGCAGGGUUUGGUCGGCCAAUAGCACGCCUGUGCUACCGUGGCAGAGUCUUGCCACGUCCACGUGCCCCCCCACUGGUCCCCGACUGCCCCUCCUGCACUCCACCCACACUUUGCUCUCACAUCCUUCAGCGGCGUGCGAGUUGUAGUCCACACCCAGGGACUGUAAUUUGCUGUAUGACGGCUCUGCGCUACAUUUCUCUUCAAGCCGUCUGAGUCAUAGUAGUUCGUUUUGUUUUUUCUUUCCUUCUUCAAAUGAUCACCCAUGACACUUUCAAUCCACCCUUUGUGUUUGUUUGAUUUCCUUGUCUCAUAAUAAGGAAACAUUCGUCUUGCUACAUGCUGUGAAAGAGGAUUUAUUUUGUAUGUACCCAGAGCAUCUGUGUUAAUUGUCCUCACAGUGCCACGAGACCUAUGCCACUGAUUUUGUGAUUAGAAAUUUGGUUGUAAGACUCAUGUCAAGAGAAACUACCACAUUUUCUUACAACCAGCUUUGAACUGCUGGGCUGUUAACUCCUCAAUCAGCAGAUGCAUCAGAGAGCAUCAAGUUAUUCCACACAGGGUUCAGAAAAUUCAUAUCACUCAAGCCCAAUUCAGACUAUUAUGUUAAAGCAUGCCUUUUGCCAAUAAGGAAUGCUCAGUUAAGGUUAUGUUACACUGAGGAAGUUAUUUGGCUGUUUGUGAACUUGCAGUGCUACUGUGUGGUCUCCAGUGGGCAGGCAUUUAUAUGGCAUUUAUCUGCUUGGAUAUUAUCUGGCUAUAUUCAUAUGCUGGUUCUAUGCUCUUUUUGAAGGCUCUCUUUCCCUGCUGAUUUUUAAAUUUUUUUCCUCUUGAAGAGCAGUAUCUUUGUCUCCUUUUCAUCACACAGGUUUAGUUCUGUUCUCCAUGCCCCUUUGGUUCGAUUGGUGUUGGGCAAACCAGCUAAGACCAGAAAUGAUAUAUUCAGUGGUAUUUAGCUCAGUUGACUGUAUUUGUUUCAUUAUAAGAGACUGUAGUUGUAACUGCAAAGGGGGGCUCCUGCUUUGUCAUGUCCUCACUAGAGUAUGGACACCUUUACAGAAAGUGCCUUAUCAGCUUGUUGUUUCAGACAUUGGUAACUUGUUUCUGGAACCCCCACCAAAUGGGACUUGGAGCUUUUUUUUUUGUGUGGGCUGAAGAUCAAAUCCCUUCCUAUGUUUUCUUUUCUCACAAUUAGGAAAGAAUUGAGAAUUUAAAUGGGGGCAACCAGAUGUGUUGAGGUAUUUUUGUUGCGAGUUCUCUGAAAAUGUGGUAAAUUUUAUUUAAACUUUUUUUUUUCUCAAGUUGUUCUCUCAAAUAUUUCAUGUGAGUGGCAUUUAAAAGAGCAGCCCUGGUUAAGACACUAGUGUUUUGGCAUAUUCAUAACAUUUGUUCAAACAGACUUUAUAGGCCUUUUUAUGGUUUGCAUCUUCUAGCUUUCUUUUAUUACAGAAUUGCCGUUCACACCCAUCAGUAUGGUUCCUUGUCCAAGUAAUAAAAAUACAUUUAUUAUUUGCAAAUAGUAAAGCUUGCUUCACUCCUGUUCUUUAACUGAGAUAUUUAAGCAGUUAUUGAUAUGGCAAUCUUGAAUGGCUACUAAGGACACGCUAAGUGGAGAAUGCCUCCACGCUAAUGUGAAGAGGUACGUUUGUUCAGAUUAAGAUGCCUCUUUGCCCUGAGGUUCUCAGCCCCAUCGUGUUGGCCAACAGAAACUGGUGCACUGUAAUCCCUAUAUUUAUAAACAUGUUUCCUUCUUCAAUUCAGUUGUAUUAUGAUUGUGUAGGCCUCUGACUCUCAUUUCUUAACUAGAUGGGCUGUGAUCAACCAGAUUGACUCAUGUAUGUGUCGCCUGCUGAAAACUUUUUUUUUGUUUUUGUUUUGUUUUGUUUUUUGUGAGCUACAACCAAGACUAACCUUUUCCUUGUACCACAGUUUUAGGCAGGUAAUUAGUGUAAAAUAAAAAUCCAAUGGUUCUGAUGCUCUUGAAUAUUGUUUUAGUAAUGUUUGAUACUGAUCAGGGUUAAGCAUCAAAAUCAUAUAGACAUAAAUGUCGGAGACGUGCAGGUGUUCUCUAUUUAGAACAACUUGUUUUUCCAAGUUUGUGUUGAAAAGCUAGGUCUUGUUUUGUGUAUGACUCAAGGAUCGUUUGUACUUUUUUUUUUUUCCAUCGUGUUUUGAAUUUUGUUCCUUAUGCUUGGAUUAUUAUGUUGUAUAUUUUACACUUAUUUCUUUUACCCUAGACGUUUUGGAAUAAAAAAAAAAAAAGUUAA
This is a messenger RNA of Electrophorus electricus (electric eel), 6654 nucleotides long. RefSeq names its product enhancer of mRNA decapping 4 (gene edc4). Gene Ontology annotation, cellular component: P-body. Gene Ontology annotation, biological process: deadenylation-independent decapping of nuclear-transcribed mRNA. The record is from RefSeq and is a predicted model, not a curated record. NCBI's taxonomy places the organism in Eukaryota, Metazoa, Chordata, Actinopteri, Gymnotiformes, Gymnotidae. Gene Ontology annotation, molecular function: protein binding.